This is a messenger RNA of Anopheles marshallii, 813 nucleotides long. RefSeq names its product surfeit locus protein 4 homolog (gene Surf4). The record is from RefSeq and is a predicted model, not a curated record. The transcript has 2 exons. Bases 1 to 813 code for a protein of 270 amino acids. Gene Ontology annotation, cellular component: endoplasmic reticulum; endoplasmic reticulum-Golgi intermediate compartment; membrane. NCBI's taxonomy places the organism in Eukaryota, Metazoa, Arthropoda, Insecta, Diptera, Culicidae. Gene Ontology annotation, biological process: Golgi organization.
AUGAAUAUACCCAAUCAAUAUCUAGAAAAGACAGAAGAAGUUGCCGAUCAGGUAAUAAGAAAGGGGAAACAUGUCCUACCACAUGUCGCGCGAUUAUGUCUGAUAGCAACGUUUCUUGAGGAUGGUAUCCGGAUGUGGGUGCAAUGGAAUGAACAGCGUGAAUAUAUGGAUAUGAACUGGGGAUGUGGCAAAUUUUUGGCUACCACCUUUGUUCUUAUCAAUUUAAUAGGACAGAUUGGAGGCUGUGUGAUGGUACUCGGACGAUUGAAAGUGAGCAUUGCUUGUUGGGUAUUGUUUGGUAUCGUCGUGUUGCAAACGAUCGCGUAUUCUGUCCUGUGGGAUAUACAGUUCCUGUUGCGUAAUCUCGCCCUGAUCGGUGCAUUAUUACUCGUGCUAGCGGAAUCGCGCGGCGAAGCUCGAUCACUUUUUGCAGGCGUUCCUUCGCUUGGAGAGAACAAACCGAAGAAUUUCAUGCAACUGGCUGGUCGUGUACUUCUUGCAUUCAUGUUCAUCACACUGAUCCGUUUCGAGCUUAGUUUCUUGCAAAUCCUUCAGGACAUCGUCGGAUCCAUAUUAAUGGUACUAGUUACGAUCGGCUAUAAGACAAAGCUCUCAUCUCUCAUUUUAGUAGCACUGCUAACAAUUCUAAACCUGUACCAUAAUGCAUGGUGGACCAUACCAGCGUACAAGCCUCUGCGUGACUUUCUUAAGUACGAUUUCUUCCAGACGCUCUCUGUCAUUGGUGGCUUAUUAAUGAUUGUUUCCCUCGGGCCAGGUGGUGUUUCGAUGGAUGAACAUAAGAAAAAGUGGUAA